Messenger RNA from Penicillium samsonianum, 1110 nucleotides. RefSeq names its product glycoside hydrolase family 28 protein. The coding region runs from base 1 to 1110 and encodes 369 amino acids. The record is from RefSeq and is a predicted model, not a curated record. Gene Ontology annotation, biological process: pectin catabolic process. NCBI's taxonomy places the organism in Eukaryota, Fungi, Ascomycota, Eurotiomycetes, Eurotiales, Aspergillaceae. Gene Ontology annotation, molecular function: polygalacturonase activity. Gene Ontology annotation, cellular component: extracellular region. The transcript has 3 exons.
AUGCGUACCUCUUUCGUUUCCAUGCUGGCCCUCAGCGCCGCCGCUGUGUCUGCUGCCCCAGCUCCUUCUCGUGUUUCCGAGCUUGUUGAGCGCGGGUCUUCGACCUGCACCUUCAACUCGGCCGCCAGCGCCAGCGCUAGCCAGCAGUCUUGUUCCACCAUUGUGCUGGACAACAUCAAGGUCCCUGCCGGCGAAAGUCUUGACCUUUCCAAGCUGCAGAGCGGCACUAAGGUCAUCUUCAAGGGCGAGACUACCUUCGGAUACAAGGAGUGGAAGGGUCCCCUCAUCCGCAUGUCCGGCAAGAACAUUCAUGUCUCCGGCGAAGCAGGCCAUGUCAUCAACGGCGGCGGUGCUAGCUGGUGGGACGGUAAGGGAACCAACGGCGGAAAGACUAAGCCCAAGUUCUUCUACGCCCACUCCCUGGACGACUCGUCCAUCACCGGCUUGAACGUCAAGAACACCCCGGUCCAGGGUUUCAGUGUGCAGGCCGACAACCUGGUCCUCGACCACAUCACAAUCGACAACACCGACGGUGAUUCCAAGGGCGGCCACAACACCGAUGCCUUCGACGUUGGCGACAGUACCUACAUCACCAUCAGCAACGCUAACAUCAAGAACCAGGACGACUGCCUGGCUAUCAACUCUGGCGAGAACAUCAUUUUCACCGGCGGUACCUGCUCCGGCGGCCACGGUCUCUCCAUCGGUUCCGUUGGCUUGCGCGACAACAACAUCGUGAAGAAUGUGACCAUCUCUGACUCAACCGUGACCAACUCCGACAACGGCGUCCGCGUCAAGACCAUCUACAAGGCCACUGGUGCAGUCUCCGGUGUGACUUUCUCCAACAUCAAGCUAUCCAACAUCAGAAAGUAUGGUAUCGUCAUCGAGCAGGAUUACGAGAACGGCAGCCCGAAAGGCAAUCCCACUACCGGUGUCCCCAUUACCGACCUCACUGUCGAGAAGGUUACCGGCGCAGUUGAGAGCAGCGCUACUCCCGUCUACAUCCUUUGCGGUAGCGGCAGUUGCAAGGACUGGACCUGGUCUGGAAACGCUCUCACUGGUGGUAAAAAGAGCACCAAGUGCUCUGGUGUGCCUACUGGUGCUUCUUGCUAG